GCAGUUCUUCCUGGCAGGAAUGAGCGGCGGCGCGGCGGCGGCGGGUAAACGAAGACAAGCACAUCUAGGGAAAAUCAAACUUUUAAGUUGUGUUUAGCGUUGUGACAACCAUGGACGUCGCGCUUGCAUUGAAAGGUCUUCAAUUUAAAAUAAAAGGAGUUCCUCAAUCAACUUUAAAUAAAGAUAUCACGGACAGGCCUGAUGAAUUGUUUCAAACAUUAGGCAUUGCUGCGAAAUGGAGUGUGAACGCCACGAAAGAUUCUAUACUAUUUGAUCCAUGUCUGAGAAAAUUGGUGAAUGAAUCAUGCGGGACAUUUCUCAGCGGUCAGAAAUUAUCUCAAUCUUUAGGUAGUGGUGGUGACCAUGCACCAGAUCUACUGAAACUCAGCCGUCGUUACAGAUCCAUCAUUAGAGUGUGCAGAAACAAUUUGUAUGAAAUUAUUGAGAGUUCUCAACAAGACUUAGGAAAGCUGAACAGCUAUUAUUUUGCUAACGUUCUUGAUAAAAUUGAACUGAUUUGGCACCUGUGUGAAAUAUUAUAUGUUGAUGUGGUGCCAGGUGAUAUUGUUUUACCUCAGUUAUUGGAGUGGAUUCGGUUCCACUUCCCUGAAGGUGAAAGAAAAGCAGCUACAAUAUUGGAGACUGGUGCUGACCGUGUAGAAGCUGGCUUUGAGACCGCUGGCUCUGAAAAAGACCCAGAAUAUUGGAAAACCGUCAUUGGAGUACUUUUACAAGGAAGAAUUGAUGUCACGAGAGCUCUGCUUGUUCUCCAUUCAGAUGCAAAGACCACCCCGUUUCAGCAUGCUGACGUUUGUUUGCGCACAAUGCCUUUGUACAAUAUUUAUGGUGGCACUUCAGUCACAGUAUUUAAUGCUCAGUGGACACGGUGGCAGGCUGAUGUUCGUUCCAAGAUUGAGGAGGGAGUGUUUGAAAGCAAUCUGGACCUUGAGUUAAUCAUGAAGAUUAUUGCUGGUGACGUGACUGUGAUGGACACCAUUCGAAAUCACUGCAAUGUUUGGUACCAGCUUAUGACAGCAACACUCUUCUUUUCUGAACCCACUGUCAAAUCAUUUGAUCUGAGUUACCAUGCUGAUCAUGCCAUGAGAGCAUUUGGAAGCAACAAUGAUAUUCAGGAUCUAGACAAAUUAAUAUUGCUGCUUCUUGAAUCAAAUCUACUAGAAGUAAUCCAAGAACUACAGAAAACAGCAGAUAAUGGGUGGUUUGCCGUCCAUUUGACUAAUCUUCUAUACUUAUGUGGCCGCCUGAAUAUUUUUGAUAGCAACAAAGUGAAUGUUGCUCAUCAACUUCAUGAGCAUGUUUUGUUAGACUAUGGAACUAUGCUCAUGUCUCACCAUUCACUUUGGCAAGUUGGUGUAAGCUAUCUAGAUCAUUGCCCACCUCAUGGCUUAGAACGCCUAGAAAUUCUUCUUCCUGCCAUACCUUUAACAUCAGAGGCUCGGGCUUUUAAAAUAAUGCAGAUGGCACAUGAGAGACGAUUGGAUUCUGUUGUAACAACUAUAUGUAAAGUUAUGGCUUCCAAAUCUCUUCGCCAAGACAGGCUUGGCAAUGCUCUUGCCUGGGCUUUGAGAUCUACAGAUGCCAACUUGACAAAUCAUUUAGCUGAUAGAUUCCUUGAGGGUUUUGCUGACAAGGGUGAAUUUGAAGCUACUGAUCUCCUUGAUAACCUUGGUUCUUGCAUGCUUGUUAGUGAUCGUUUAACUUUCCUAGGAAAAUAUUGUGAGUUUCAUCAGCUCUAUAAAUCAAACAAUCUAAAAGCUGCUGCAUCACUUAUUGUCUCACUUUUGAGUUCUCAUCUACCUCCCAAAAAUUUCCAGCUCAUUUUGCUCACACAAUGCAUACCUUUGUUGGAAUGCAGAGAACUAAUAUUUUCAGCAAAUGACACUGAUAUUCUUCUCUCAUGUUUAGAGACAUUAGAAACAGAACUUCUAACUCAGGUUGAUUCCUGCAGUGUUUCAAAAUCUCUUGAUGCUGCCACAAAAGAGAAGAUUCAACUCAUACGCUUUUCUCUGGCUCGCAACCUGUCCAGGGCAAUCAUUAUUGAGGGCAGCGACAUACCCAACACAAACUCAAGGAUGGUGAAUGUAUCGUAACUGCUCUAUAAAACACUCAUUUUAUUUCAAAUUCAUUUUUUUUUUUACCUUCAAUGUGAUUGUAGAUUAAUACCGAUAUCGGAUGGGUUCCAUUUUAAAAUGAACUGUCAUGUGACUGUACAUGUACCCUAUAAAAGUAUGUCUGAAAAUCGAA
Molecule: messenger RNA, 2265 nt
Organism: Frankliniella occidentalis (western flower thrips)
Lineage: Eukaryota; Metazoa; Arthropoda; Insecta; Thysanoptera; Thripidae
Gene: Nup75
Product: nuclear pore complex protein Nup85
Exons: 11
Coding region: 111-2111 (666 amino acids)
Biological process (GO): positive regulation of DNA-templated transcription; mRNA export from nucleus; protein import into nucleus
Cellular component (GO): nuclear pore outer ring
Molecular function (GO): structural constituent of nuclear pore
Source: RefSeq, a predicted model, not a curated record